UAUUCAAAAUUGAAUUGAUGUAUACUCGUCGACCAACAGUACUAAAGUGAUAGAUGGUAUUACUCACUGAGCAUUCAUAAAUUAGUGACUUCGCUUUACUGCCGUGCAUAUGAAUUUCUGAGUCAACACUAGGCAACAUAGCUAUUGGGUUCUGUGUAGUAGAGUAAACAAUCCUAUCUUAUUAAAAGAUAAUAGUAGGAAUGCCAGUGCAGUUGGAUUUUUUGACGGUACGCUUAGCUACUGCCAUGGAUUAGGCAUCUUCGUUACUAUUUUAAGAUCUUUUAUAACCACAUAUAUGUACGAAAAGUAAGGUUAUCUUUUUAUGUACGGUUUAUGCCUUAGCCACUACAGUUUAAUUCAAGCAGGUAUUUUGUGAUGCAGUUAUGCUAAUAUAGGACACAUAAUAAGAGAAAAAUGUUUAGCUCGUCGUUUUGGGAGAGUGACUUUGUGUCCCAAACUGGAUUUGAUACUUUAGUUGCUCGCAUGAAGGAAGGCCGACAAACGUGCCGUGACGUUGAAGACUUUAUAAAGCAGCGUGCAAAAGCCGAAGAGGAAUAUGCCAAAGCAUUACUGAAAAUUGCCAAAGUGGAACGCGGCAAUGAUGAAACAGGUACUAUGAAAAAUUCACUCAAAACUUUACAACGUGAAGCAGAAGCUGAAGCGAGUAUUCAUCUUAAUCACUCACAGGCCUUGCAGGACCAAGUCAAAAAAUUAGAGGAGUUCCGUGAAAAGCAAAGAGAAGAACGCAAACGACAUGAAGACGCCAUGCACAAAGCACAUAAAUUGAAGGCGGAAGCGUAUAGAAGAAUGCAAGUUUGCAAAGGUGUUUACGAGAGCAAAUUCAAAUCUGCUGAAAAAGCUGAAUCCGAUUUAGAACGAAUAAAAUUCGGUAACAAGCCGAAGGAAAUUGAUAAAGCCAAGAAAACUGCUCAACAAAGUAAACAGGCUUCAGUCAAAGCUAAUGAAGAAUAUCAUUCUACUGUGACACAGCUGGAAAUAAUACGACAAUCUUGGGAACUAGACCAUCGAACAGCCUGUGAUAUUUUCCAAAGACUUGAAGAAGAAAGGCUGCAAUGCUUACGCAACGAGUUGUGGGUGUUUGCGAACCUAGGAUCAGAUUUAUUUGUCAAAUCAGAUGAUAUUAGUGAAAAUAUUCGCUUGUCUCUAGAAAAUUGCGAUAUUGAUAGCGACAUAUGUGAUUUUGUGUCACGAAAAUCUACCGGAACGCAACCUUUGACCCCCAUCGUCUAUCAGGCUUGUGGUGGCUCUACUAACGGUAACGUAACGCGACAAGCUCCAAAUUUCGACAACCGAGACAGUGAAUACAGUCUCGCAUCAUACGCUUCCAUAAAUACAAGUUCUCCCGCCGGUUCGGGGAACAAAAUGUUCGUUGCUCUGUUUGAAUACGCUCCCCGAAUAAGUAAUGAAAUUGAACUAAUCGUAGGCGACAAACUUAUUUGUAUUGAAGAGGGCAACGAUGGAUGGAUACAAGGUAGGAAUAUACGAACAGGAGAAAGCGGACUCUUUCCGGCAUCUUACGUCAAAGCCGAGUGACAUCAAUAGUGCAGGCCUCGUAAAGAUAAAUAAAUCAGUAUACAUUUAACUCCAUCAAAAGAACCUGUAAUGAUGCUGUCCAUGCACUUUAUUUCCAACACUCUUGAAAGAAUGAAAAUAAUUUCAGUAAAGCAAAAUAAUAACAAAAUGAGGUAAUCAUGUCAUGAAAACAAAAAAUAAAAAAGCCCAUUUUAGGGCAACAGUACUCGCAAGUGACAAAUAUUUUUUAUUGUCCGAUAUAAAACUUGUAUUGAUGAGGAUGGAACUGAAUGUAAUAUACACUAUGCAAUAAUUUGUCGUGAGUUUUGUAGGAAUCGCUGUUCCAAUUUUAAUCAUUAAAUCACUGUUGCCAGUUAAGUGCCAUAUAUCAGACAAUAGGCUCAUAUAUUGGAUUGGACUUGUAUUUAAUGUUAAAGAUGAAUAUGGCAACCUUAAUAUUAUUAAUUUGUUCUAUCAAUGGAGUCUGUUUCGUUAUAUACAGUGUUUUGUAUUUCGCUAUAUAUUACUUACUUAAAAUUUAUUCGGAUAAUAAUUUCUUUUUUUUACUUUGCAAUUACAGUGGAAGGCAAUU
Styela clava is the source of this 2125-nucleotide messenger RNA. RefSeq names its product proline-serine-threonine phosphatase-interacting protein 1-like. Gene Ontology annotation, biological process: actin filament polymerization. The record is from RefSeq and is a predicted model, not a curated record. Gene Ontology annotation, cellular component: actin filament; plasma membrane; cytoplasm. Gene Ontology annotation, molecular function: actin filament binding. Lineage: Eukaryota; Metazoa; Chordata; Ascidiacea; Stolidobranchia; Styelidae.